UCAGCUGAUUAAGUACAUGUAUAUUGACCUAUGAUGAAAAUACUGUAAACAAAGCCUUGUUGAUUGUAAUGUGAUUAUCAGAUACUUACAAUAAUAAUAGUAGUAUUCGUUUUUUCCCGGAACUGUAAAGUAAUAUACAAUGAAAAUACUUUUUUGUGUGUGUGUAUGUUUAUUCGUCAUUUGGAAUUUUUCAAACGGAGAUGCAAGGAUUCAAAGAAAUAAAAGAUAUAUAGUGUCUCGCAACAUUACCAAGUGGAUAGAUUCAGGAUGUAAAUGCCAAAACUAUUCCUGUGGUUGCUGUGCCCAUCUUGAUGUUCCAAGGAUUGGACUGAAUGAUACAGGUUGUGUGAACUUUACCUAUCUACCAAAGGAGUAUGGCAUUUCCUUCACAGUAACUAUUGAUAACUACACAGUGUUUAACGAGACCAUCUCAGUCCACAACCCACCACCACUAUGUUUUGGAGCUCCCAUGCUAAAAGAAUUUGCUGAUCUGUGUGUUCACUUCUACAAUAUAACUAUCUCCUGGAACAAGGCUUACGGAUGUGUCAAAGUAGAGGCCAGAAUUCACCAUGUUGUUAUAGCAUCAUAUGAGCUUGGCUGUUUUUCUGUGGGUCAUGGUCUUCAUCACGUAUCAUACAACAAGAAUCAUCAGUUAUUGUCAAGAAGAGGAAACAGACUUUACUGAAAACAACCAUACUGAAAUGAGUUUUAUGUUAUAUUAAUCUGUUUUUUUUUUGCUUUAUGUCGACCUGACUAUUAGUAGCACAUUAAUCUGUGAUCUACUAGUUUCAUCACUGGACCCAACUUUAUAUGAUCUUCACUUAUAUCCGCAUGACUGGGUCCUGACUCCUAACUGUAUCUAACCUCAACACUUGUGUAAUAACUUCUGCUAAAUAAACAAGAGAGAAGAUAUCCUAAUGAUUAUUUAACUGAAUCUUCCUACGACUAAGCUUACUUUAUGUUAAAUGUCUCGGUUAACUGUUAAGGGUGGUACACUGACCAAUGAAAACUAUAAUUUUUUUUUUGAGGCAGCUACUAUAAUCAAGUUAUGAAAUCCUUACCUUAUUUAAGCACACAGUAAAUAUUAUGUUACAAUGAAAUAGAUUUUCAUCUGUCUUCAUCUAAAAGGUUAUACUUAUUAGUUAACCAUAAUAUGUAAGGACAUUUUUGAUUACAAGUUUCCAUUGAAACAAAACUAUCUUUACACAGUAAGCUGUCAGUUGGUAACUUACAGUUAUGUUUUAA
Molecule: messenger RNA, 1245 nt
Organism: Limulus polyphemus (Atlantic horseshoe crab)
Lineage: Eukaryota; Metazoa; Arthropoda; Merostomata; Xiphosura; Limulidae
Exons: 4
Coding region: 140-685 (181 amino acids)
Source: RefSeq, a predicted model, not a curated record